GGAAUACCUGCAUCCCCUUCCGCGAGGCGUGCCGGGAAAUGUAGUUUCCCUGUGUCACCCGGCUCUACCUGCUUUGUAGGUGACUCCCAACCAGGAAGUAGAAGUUGCUGGUCGGGUGGUAGUCGGCUUGUAUUCUGGGAGGGAUUUUCAUAAAGACUCUGAUAUGGAGGAUUCUACGAAACCUCUGACCAGCUUAGCUUGGACUUCUGGCCAGUCCACGUGCCCCAAAGGUCACAUCAUAAUCGCAGCCUCGGCGGAAGGAGCCUCUGCCAACUUUCUGAAGGGGUUUAAUCAGAGGUCUGCUCUUUACCUAUGUUACAGCGCCGCUCUGGAGACCAUAGAACAAGUCAUCACUGAGGUGGUGCUGCUGAGCGAGAAGAGCGCCUUACCAGUAGGGUUCGCUUUUAUUGGGGAGUAUGUAGAUCCCAAGGUAAACGUGCCGAAGAAGAAACGUCUGUGUGUUAAACUGAGCCCUGCAAACACUGCCGACUCUGCUGUCUGUGACAUUAAGCUAACGGUGAAAAGCAGGCAGCUUGCUGCGCCGUACACUCGCGUUGGUGAUAUGAGUGGCCUGGCUAUAUGGUGCAAGAAGGUUCCCUGUGCUUUCCAGAAACCUACUCCGAAACCACGAAGCAUCACAUCAGGCGUCCGAGGACUUUCUUUAGAUAACGGCAUUCCAGCCCAGACUAACACAUCCCAGAUCCCGGCUCCUGUAGCUGAUACUAAACCUCAUGUAAGAUCCCCUCAGUCUGAACACCCGCUCUACGAGGCCAAUGUCUAUGGCGUAUCCGCAAUCGAUGGGAUCCCAUUCACCAUCCAUCCCAUGUUUGAAAGCAAGAUUUCUGAGCCUUCUAUAAACUUUUCUAACUUCAAGAAUCUUCAAAUCAAAACUUUGGCUGACAUUGAGAAUGAGUACGACUAUGGAUUUGUGGUGGAGCGCUCCGCAUCUGCCAGAUGACAACGACCCUGCAGCUCAGCAACAGACUUGUAUACACUGACCGAAUGAUGGAGACCGAAAAUGUUACCGACACAUGCACUAAGGGGCAUUUAUCAAACCAGAUGCGUCAGUUUUGUGGCUUUAAAAAGUCACGGCGAUUGCUGCGUUUUUUUGGGACCGUUGGUCACUUUUUGUGAGAUUUGGUGUUCCUUGCCACUUUUCAAAGUGGUCUGUGAAAAGUGAGAUUAGUCCUGGAUUGUGGCUCAUUUUGCAAAAGUCGCAACCUACGCCAGGCAACCCCCUGGUCUACUUCUACACAUAUACAGUGCCUUGCAAAUGUAUUCACCCCCUUGACUUUUUCCGUAUUUUGUUACAUUACAGCCUUAAGUUCAAUGUUUUGUUAAUCUGAAUUUUAUGUGCUGGAUCAGAACACAAUAGUCUA
Messenger RNA from Bufo gargarizans (Asiatic toad), 1379 nucleotides. RefSeq names its product multivesicular body subunit 12A (gene MVB12A). Bases 164 to 958 code for a protein of 264 amino acids. The record is from RefSeq and is a predicted model, not a curated record. Gene Ontology annotation, biological process: endosome to lysosome transport via multivesicular body sorting pathway; virus maturation; viral budding. The transcript is spliced from 10 exons. NCBI's taxonomy places the organism in Eukaryota, Metazoa, Chordata, Amphibia, Anura, Bufonidae. Gene Ontology annotation, cellular component: ESCRT I complex; cytosol.